AUGGGUAAACGACCAAUUUCCGAUGUUGUCGCCGAAGACGGCGCGACCACUGUCCCCGAAAUCUCAAGAAAGAAGAGCAAGAAGGACAAGAGCAAGAAGCUCAACAAAUCCGCCCCCGUCGACGCGAUAGACACCAAUGGCCACGCCGACGAGGUAACGAACGGCAAGAGCGCGGACGAUUCAGAGGACAAUGAUAAACUGUCAAAGGCCGAGCGCAAGGCGGCAAAGAAGGCCAAGAAGGAAGCCAAAGAAGCGAAGAAGGCCAAGAAGGCGGCAGCAGAGGCUGAAGUAAAAGAUUCUAAUGGCGCUGUCGCAGAAGACGAGGAAGCCAUAAAAGCCGCGGAGAAGGCAGCGCGCAAAGCGGAGAAAAAGCGACUGAAGGCGUUGGCUAAGGGUGAAGAAGCUGCCGAGUCCACACCCUCAACAACAUCCCCACCAACCACCAUCACCAUCACCACUGUGGAGCCCGCAGCGACGAACGAGACAAAUGCAGCGCCGGGACAAUACGAGGAGAGCAAGGAGCUGACACAGCUUCCUCAGUCAGAGAUUGAUGCUUUCCUGGCUAAGAACACCAUGACCAUCCAGGACCCCAAGCCUACUGGCAACAAGCUGCGUCCCAUCUUGAACUUCAAGUAUUUGCCUGUCGACGAUACGCUACGCGCCUUUUUCUCCAAAUUCAGCGCCCCUACACCUAUUCAAGCAGCCACAUGGCCAUUUUUGCUGGCAGGAAGGGACAUGGUUGGUGUUGCCGAGACUGGCUCCGGCAAGACGUUGGCAUUUGGUGUGCCUUGCGUGCGCAACAUCGCCGCAUUGCCCAAGGACAAGCGGAAGGGUAUCAAGGCUGUCAUUGUCUCACCUACUCGUGAGCUGGCGGUCCAGAUCUAUGAUCAACUAGUAGCCCUGGCGACACCUGUCAGACUUUCAGUCGUCUGUGUCUACGGCGGUGUACCAAAGGACCCGCAAGUUGCUGCUUGCCGCAAAGCGCAUAUUGUUGUUGCUACACCGGGUCGUCUCAACGAUUUGAUUAGUGAUGGUUCUGCGGACCUCAGCAAAGCCGAGUACGUAGUCCUUGACGAGGCUGAUCGUAUGCUCGACAAGGGUUUCGAAGAAGCAAUCCGACAGAUUAUCUCGCAGACGCCCAAGAAGCGCCAAACGCUCAUGUUCACCGCUACUUGGCCUCCUUCAGUUCGGGACCUUGCAUCUACAUUUAUGAGUUCGCCGGUGCGAAUCACCAUCGGCGACAAUCAAUCUGGAGAGCUUCGUGCCAACGUGCGCAUCAAGCAGGUGGUCGAGGUUGUGGAUCCCCGCGCCAAGGAGCAGCGUCUUUUGCAGCUGCUCAAGCAAUAUCAGUCUGGCAAAAAUAAGGAAGAUCGCAUCCUUGUAUUCUGUUUGUACAAAAAGGAAGCAGUGCGCAUUGAGAACUUCAUUCGAAUGAAGGGCUUCCGCGUAGGCGGCAUUCACGGCGAUUUGAGCCAAGAAAAGCGCAGUGCGUCACUUGCGGCGUUCAAAGAAGGUCAUGUGCCGCUGCUCGUGGCGACAGACGUGGCUGCACGCGGACUUGACAUUCCGGCCGUCAAAGUAGUCAUCAACGUCACCUUCCCGCUGACAGCUGAAGAUUACGUGCAUAGGAUUGGCAGGACAGGUCGCGCUGGAAAGGAAGGCCUGGCUAUUACCUUGUUUACCGAACACGACAAGGCGCUUUCUGGCUCAUUGAUCAAUGUGCUCAAGGCAGCGAACCAGCCCGUGCCGGAAGAGCUGAUGAAGUUUGGCACGACGGUCAAGAAGAAGGAACACGGGGCGUAUGGAGCCUUUUACAAGGAUACGGAGAAUGCCAAGGCUGCAACGAAGAUUACUUUUGACUAG
Bipolaris maydis ATCC 48331 is the source of this 1863-nucleotide messenger RNA. Its product is annotated as P-loop containing nucleoside triphosphate hydrolase protein. Gene Ontology annotation, cellular component: nucleolus. Gene Ontology annotation, molecular function: RNA binding; ATP binding; RNA helicase activity. The record is from RefSeq and is a predicted model, not a curated record. Gene Ontology annotation, biological process: rRNA processing. NCBI's taxonomy places the organism in Eukaryota, Fungi, Ascomycota, Dothideomycetes, Pleosporales, Pleosporaceae.